GGGUGAGCGAGUGUUACUGCUGGCGGAGAGCAGCUCCUGGGGUUUUGGGGCUGGGCGCUCUAAAGUUGAGGAGGUGCUGAGGUUCAGCUGCUGCCCAGUCUCAAACAAUGAACUACGUGGGGCAGCUUGCUGAGACAGUCUUUGUCACGGUGAAGGAGCUGUACCGGGGUCUGAACCCUGCCACCCUGACGGGCUGCAUCGAUGUGGUCGUGGUGAGGCAGCCUGAUAACUCCUUCCAGUGCUCCCCGUUUCAUGUGCGCUUUGGUAAACUGGGUGUGCUGCGCUCCAAGGAGAAGGUGGUUGACAUUGAAAUCAAUGGGGAGCCUGUGGACCUGCACAUGAAGCUGGGUGACAAUGGAGAGGCCUUCUUUGUUCAGGAAUCAGAGGAGAAUGAGGGCAGCAUCCCCUCCUGCCUCUGCACAUCCCCUAUCCCCAGGAAGGAGAGCCUGCAGGUUGUUGCUGAACCCUCUCACGAGCAGGAGACCUCCAACGCUGAAGCAACCCUGCGCAAGAGAAGGCGACGCAGGAGGAAGCCCAAGCGGAAGGAGGUGUCAGACUCCGAGUUAGAAGCCUGCAAGGAGACCAAAAGUGAGAUGUCUGUGGAGGAGCCGUGCAAGCUGCCAGCCCCCAGUGAUUCAGUGUAUUUCUCCUUCACUGAUCUCCCUGAAGAAGAAACUGGGUUGUUGCAGUCCCCAGAAAUGCACCCUUACUCUGAUGGGGAGCUGGCCUCUGUGGACAGCCCCACCCUGGGCCAUCUGUCUUCUCCCAAAAGUGACUCUGAGCUGGAGAUCAGACCGCAGGAGAGUUUUGCUCUAGGAGCCGAAUCCCACAUGCAGUGGAGCUGGGGAAGGCUCCCUCAGGUGAAUAAAUUGGAACGAGUUGAACUAGUCAAGUCCACAACGACCAUUGCUACUGCAGCAACCACCAUCUCUGUGACACCAGUCCCAGUGGAUGAGGCAACUCAUCUUGUUGCCGCCUCCAAAGGUCUGGGAGAAGGUCCAAGCCCAGCAGGACCUCAGAGUGUAUCUUGUUCCUCCGCUGUGCCUGUUGUUGAGCCAACACCCGCACCACAGGGUGAGAACAGCCUACCCAAGCUGAAGGACAUCCCUAGUGCUCUGGGGGCAGAGAGCUUGUUGGAGGCCUCCUCAGCCCUUCAAGAGAAACAGGAGGGAGGUUGGAGUGUUGUACCAGAGGUUCAGCCAGAUGCGGAGCCCUUUGAGGGAGCUGCUGCUCCAAGGCAUGUGGGCUUGGAGGGCCCCAAGCCCCAGCUGGAAAGCCAGAGGAGACAAGGAUCCAUCAAAAGAAGUUCUCACUUGGGUCCCAGUGAUGUUUACCUGGAAGACCUCUCCAGCCUGGAUGAGGAGCAGGUGGCUCUCUAUUUCCCCAGGAGUGACACAGAGCAGAGUUCAAAGCCUGUUGCAGACCCCAGCAACCCUCUGUGUGUCCAGUUGCCAUCUGACUUGCCUGCUGACAGCCCCACGGACUCAGAAUCUGAUUUGAUGCCCACAAUUGCCCUGUCACUAUGUGGAGGCCUGGGGGGCAGCAGGGAGAUCUCUCAUGAAAAGUUCAUGGAGCACAUGGUCUCCUACCAGCAGUUUGCUGAGAAGCCAGGACUUAUUGAUGACCCGAACCUGGUGAUACUGAUCAACAAGAAGUAUUACAACUGGGCAGUGGCUGCUCCCAUGAUCCUGUCCCUGCAGGCUUUCCAGAGGAACAUUCCUGAGAGUGCCAUCGACCAACUGGUGAAGGAGAAGAUGCCCAAGAAAGGCAGAAGGUGGUGGUUCUCCUGGAGGAGGAGAGAAUUCCCAGCAGAGGAGCAGCAGCCAAGGCCAGGGGAAGCCAACGUGGGGACACUGCAGCCUGACUCUGCUCAGCAGAGGCAGGAGGAAGAGGGGUCAUCCAGUGGUGAUGAGGCCCUGCACCCUGGGGACACAUUGGCAAUGGAUGCCCCUGCACAGAAAUCCCUCCCAACCUACAAGAAAUCCCUGCGGCUCUCCUCCAAACAAAUUGGAAGGCUGAAUCUGCAGGAUGGCCCCAAUGACGUGGCGUUCAGCGUGACAACUCAGUACCAGGGCACGUGUCGCUGUGAGGCCACUAUCUACCUGUGGAACUGGGAUGACAAGGUGGUCAUCUCGGACAUCGAUGGCACCAUCACCAAGUCAGAUGCACUUGGGCAUAUCUUACCACAUCUGGGAAAAGACUGGACUCAUCAUGGAAUCGCUAAACUCUUCCACAAAAUCCACCUGAAUGGCUACAGGUUCCUCUACUGCUCAGCCAGGGCAAUCGGCAUGGCACACAUCACCAAAGGCUACCUCAAAUGGGUCAAUGAGCAAGGCUGUGCCCUCCCCAAGGGCCCCAUCCUGCUCGCCCCCAGCAGUCUCUUCUCUGCCUUCCACAGGGAGGUGAUUGAGAAGAAGCCAGAGGUGUUCAAGAUAACCUGCUUGAUGGACAUCCAAAACCUGUUUGCCAUGAAGGUGCCCUUCUAUGCAGCCUUUGGGAACAGAGCCAGCGAUGUCUAUGCUUACAAGCAAGUGGGCCUGCCAGAGAGCCGCAUAUUCACGGUCAACCCCAAGGGAGAGCUGAUCCAGGAGCUCAUGAAGAACCACAAGUCAACGUAUGAGCGGCUGUCAGAGCUGGUGGAGUUGAUCUUCCCUCCUCUGGGACAGAGUGGGAGCAUGGCUCUGGUGUGUCCAGAGUACAGCCAUUUUGCCUACUGGAGACCUCCACUUCCUGACAUUGACUUGGAUGCCUUCUCCUGACCUCAUUACCUGUGGAGACCUGACCUAGAGCUCUCUUGGCAUCCUCUGCGAGCACUGGAUGCUCUAGAUGCAUCUCCUCCUCUCUGUUUGCAGCUCGGGUUAUUUUGCACUUAUAAUACGGGUUAUGUUCUGCACUAGAAACACUUCUCUGAGGGCCAAAGUGGGUCCACAAAAACUCAGUUUACUAAACUAAAAUUCCUAUAAGCUGGGUCUCUUCUUAAUGUUCUUAACACCUUGAAAGCCUGGCUCUGUUUUAAAGGUGGCAAUGGGUCACUAUGUAUUGAUGAGCCUCUGGCAUAGCUAUUGCUACCUCCAGUAUGACCAGUGUUCCCAGACAGUACAGCUCCCUGCAGUUUGGUAGCUGAUGGAGUGAAGCUGUCCUGUGGCUUAACAACUCAUUAAAGCAGAUGGAAGCUGUUGGGGUUUUGAGUGUUCUUCACUAAUAGCAAUAAUUAAUAAAUA
Messenger RNA from Athene cunicularia (burrowing owl), 3221 nucleotides. It is a transcript of the gene LPIN3, whose product is annotated as lipin 3. The record is from RefSeq and is a predicted model, not a curated record. The transcript has 20 exons. Gene Ontology annotation, cellular component: nucleus. Bases 108 to 2759 code for a protein of 883 amino acids. Gene Ontology annotation, biological process: triglyceride biosynthetic process; cellular response to insulin stimulus; fatty acid catabolic process. Gene Ontology annotation, molecular function: phosphatidate phosphatase activity; transcription coactivator activity. NCBI's taxonomy places the organism in Eukaryota, Metazoa, Chordata, Aves, Strigiformes, Strigidae.